AUGGCGUGCCCACGGCCGGUAAGUGUCUUUGUUUCUUUUAUAUUUUUGAUUACAUAUAAAUUAUGAAAAUAUAUAAAUAAUUAAAGGUUACUUCUUCAUUAUGAAGUGAAUUUAGGUUUCGAUCAACUAGGCUUUCCUUAUGAUAUAGGUCCUCAUUUUGUUGAAUUUAUAGAUAUAGUUUUUGACCUCGUGUUUUGCCGGUCCUAUAUUAAAUCUAUAUUUUAAUAUGAUAUACUGAUACACGACAUUUAAUAAAAAUGCUAAAAUAAAUUUUUGUAAACAACUGAGCAGUUGCUUUUAUAUGGAAGAGAAAAUAUAAUUAUUUAGACUUAUAAUAUUAUUUAUAACUGCUUGACAUAUUAUUUGCAUUUAUCAAUGUUAAAAAGUCCUGGGGAGGGGGGGAGGGGUGGGUGUUCGAAAUUUUCUUCAAGUUUUGUUUUUAGUCUUAGAAGGUGUUUAUAUGGAAGCUAGCCUGCAAACAGGCUCUUUGAAUUGAAUUAGAGCCUGCCGGUUUAGUCAAUAAAAAUGCGUCUGUGCCCAUCACUAUUUAUAGUGUUGUCAAUCAAAUGUAAAAUACAAUGUGACAAAUUAAUACAGACAUGCCUUAUGUAAUAGCCUGCGAGUAUAAACAAAACGCAUAUCUUGAUUUCAACGCACUUACAACAACAUUAAAACAACCCUGAAAUUUUCUGAAGUAGCAAUAGUAAUUGUGAAUUCACAUAAACACCGCAACGACUUGAGUUUGAACAACUACGGCGUACUAGAAUGCAAAUUAUAGUCGCCUUUAUCUUAGAGUAAAGAUGCUAUUGUUGAUAUAAGAACAUUGCCGUUGUAUUUGCCAAACUCUCUUAUAUAGUACAGCUAAAACAUCGUUUCCGUCUAGAAUAUUAUUAAGAGCUUUUGACUGUCCAUCCUUUAACUUUAAACAAAGAUUUAGUUUUCUAUACAACUUGUCGCUAUAGAAUGAUAUUUUCGAUUUGAAUCCAUUGUUGUGUAAAUUUAAUUACCUUUUAUGGCAGUAUAAUGUCGUUAAUUCAAUUUCAACCAAUGGAAACCCUGCGUCGUUCUAAGCAACGCACAGACGCGUUUUUAUUAGCUAGCCUGCAGGCUCUCUCUCAAAUUUCAAAGAGAGUUCAAAGAGAGCCUGUUCGCAGGCUAUAUGGAAGCAAGCCAGUGUAGGUACCCGGGCCAGGUUGCUUUGCUGGGAUUUAAAACAUCCCUAUGUAAUUUGUACUAAUUUAAUUUUGCGUUUGUAUGGGAACCGGCCAAGCUCGUCUAGGCAAGAUCUCACUUUGUAAAUCUAGGAUUUCAUCUAGGCAGUUUGGGGCUAGCUUGCCUAAGCGAGCUGAGUUUUGUUCAUAUGUUUUCAGAUCUGGAAAUAAUUCUAGCCUUUCUUGGAUCCUAGCCGGGGGGGGGGGAUUUUCUUUGAACACACUGUUAUCAAAUUUAGGUGGGGCAUUUUAUUUGAAAACUCUCAUAAAAUUUAGUUAAUAAUAAUAAUAAUAAUUACAAUAUUUAGUCAGGGGGUCCACUCACGAAAGUGAUUUUCAGUGGAGCCCUGAUAAAAAAUAAAAUAAAAGAAUAAAAAUAUCAAACUAACAAAAGUGAAUACAUGAAAAGUUAUAUCGUAUAAAGUUCUUGCACAUCCAAUUGGUUCGGUAGAGAGUCCUAUGGCUAUGUUGGUUUAAUACUUAGCAUUAACUGUGCUUCACAGCCUUCACUGUUAACAAAACCUAUUCAAUUAAUCAAUAAAUUGGAUAUUGGAUAAUAUUAAUUAAUUCUAUGUUACUAAUGUUAGCAACUUAGGUCUUCAUAGAAUAUUGAUCAAAUUAAAUUGUAAUAAAUGCUUAUAUUGUGUAAUAGCUUAUUACAGUUGUACUUAUAACUUAUAAGCAUUCAUUACUACCUAAUUUGUCAUUUGCAAGUUGUGUGAUAAAGAAAUUUAAGUUUCAAGGAAUAUUUUUUAUGUAUGCUCAAGUGAAAAAAACUUUUUCGAGACCGAUUGUGCAUCAGGUGAUAUCACUUAUAUCAGCGUUUUUAGUUCUAAGAAAAUUUCUUUAGAAUGGGAAAUUUUUUAACCUUUUUGUUGAUUUUUAUGGAUAUUUUUUUUAAAGAAAUUUUAAAACUUUCUGCCAAAGAAAAUUGAAAAUCUUUUCUAGCAAUCAAAACAUCAUCCACCACUAUUUCGAGGUCUGUAUGUUUUGGCGAAUAUAUCGUUGUAAGUCUGCCUCAUAUAGAUGCAAAAUGAAAUCAGUUUGGCAAAGCGAGCUAUCCCGGGUAGCCGGGUUGGCCUGGUCUCAUAUAAACACCCCCUUACAGUCAUAGAGAUAUUGUAACAGAAUCUCCCAUUCAACUGUCGGUAUCCUGAAUUUGAAAAACUAUUUUGCAGAUAAAGAAAUUUUAAUGAUUGUUAACUCUAAUAUCUUUAGCCAUUUUGGUCUGAUAUGUAUGCACAUAAUAUUUGAUGUUUAUUUUCAUUUGCAGGUAACCAUUGAUCUCACAAAAUCAGAAAGUGAAUCUCCAGUGAGUUGUGUUAAUUAUAUGGCGAUAAGCAGUCAGUUGAAAGGCAGUUGAAACAUUAAACUUGAUCAUGCAGUAAAAUUGUCUGCAUAAGACAGAGUGAAACAAUAAAGCAGGGUGCUUCUGUGUUCAUUGUAGCUUAAUGGAUUAAUUAUCCAGUGAAUAACAUGUACGAAGCAUUAGCUGUCUCAAGCUAAUAACAUACAUUUUCCUACAAUUAUGCUUCAUUGCUUAUUAUAAUUAGUUUUAAAAAAGACAGAUCUCUUGUUUGAUAACUUACAUAUAGUUUUCUCUAUACUUUAUAUGGUAGAAAUAUUAUUGCCUUAUUAUGUGACAUAUUAUUAUUGUAACUAUAUUAUUAUUGUCUUACUAAUGAUUGUGUCAUGGCAUGUGUUGUUACUUGUUAGGAUAUAAUUGAUUUAACGGAUUCAUUGAAGCAUCUCUCACCUAGCCCAAGCCCACCAAAGAAAAAGAAUAAAACUGAAAAGGUAAGUUAUUGCAGUAGGAGGACCGACCCCCACAAGGCACCACUUUGGUUUGCACUAAACAUAAAAUAAUUUCCUUUCCUUCCAGACCCUUUCUCUACCUCUUGUCAGACAAGAUUUUGUAAAUUAAUUUGACUUUUGGUAUUAAAAUAUUGUAUGGUAGUUUUGGAGAAACCUUCGGUAGAAUAAAACCUUGGUAAAUAGUUGGAUAUAGGAGCAACUUUUUACUAAAUAUAAAUGACAUGCUCAUAUUAUAUAUAUGUACUAUUUAAAGCACGCAUAGGAGUGUUUUAUCACAUAUAAAACACGACGCGUAGCGGAGUGUUUUAUAUGUGAUAAAACACGACUACAAGUGCUUUAAAUGGCUUCAAAAACGACUCAUCUUAUACGAGUUCAUUGACAUUGGCAAAGUAAUUUUUAAAAUAAACUUUGUCUAAACCGAGAAAAUCAAAGCUAAAGUUUAUGUAAAUUAACAUGAUUUUUUAUCACAUAUAAAACCACGACACGCUUAUGAUUUUUCUUUGUGUUUUCCUCCUGAAUUAUUAAUGAGUUUUUGAAAUAUAUCAAUAAAGCUUUAAUAUGAGCAUGUCAUUUAUAUAAAGUAAAAAGUUGACAUAGCUAAAGCUUUAAUAUGAGCAUGUCAUUUAUAUUUAGUAAAAAGAUGACUAGCUUUUGUUAAGGUACGUUUUGCCAUCAAAAAGGGAAAAAUAUGUGUCUUUAUUGUCCGUGUCUAUUGUAAUAACCGCUGAGAAAACCUGGUCACACUACAAAUUGUAAUAACCGCUGAGAAAACCUGGUCACACUAGACUUUUACUUGAACACUAAUCUCCUUCCCCCCAUAAAAUAUUGGAGUGUGUGCAGCCCACACCCCAUGCUGCCCACCUUUCUAGAAACCGCCUCACCUUAACAUCUUUCCUUUUAAGUGAGUAUAGCUACGUUUUGAAAGUAUCCUGUAAAUUAAACAUAUUUUUUAUAUUUUGCUCUUGUAGUUGUCAACUUUUUCCAAAUGCCUGUCCUUCACUGAUGAAAGUUAGGUGAUUGUUGUGCACAAGAAUUUAGAAUUCUUGUGUUUUUGUACAUUGGUAGUAGCAAUUGUACAAGUACAUGUAUCUCACUUUAUAUGAAAUGGGGAUCGCUCACACACAUGUGCGUUAUAUUACAAAAAAUGUAAUAUGUACUGUACCUGUACAAUAUAUUACAAUAAAAAUUGUGUAUGAUCUUUAUUUUCGUUACUUGUAGUGAACAAUCCCAGUUCAUCGAAGAACCAGACACCGAGUUCUACAAAGGUGAUGCGGGAUGCCCUAUAUAUAAGGCAUCUGCACCUUUUCUCCCUUCCAGUGAGGUAUGUGACAUCAUUCUCAAUCCUGGUGAAAAGAUCUGUACCAAAAUUCCACUUGGCUGCCGAAGGAACGCCACAUUCAUCCUUGAUACAACGUGUCACGACCACGCUGAUGAUUUUAAGGCAGAUGAUAACGGAUCGUUCCGCCAUCAUGGAACCAAGUUUGAGUUCAUUGAAAUGGAUGAUGACGGUGAAGUCACACGCAUCGAUAAACCGAUAAACCUCACACCGGGUCAAUACAAGUUGUCUCGUACCUACUGGGUUCAUAGCUCCACCAAGACCUUUAAAAGAAGAACCGUUACAUUAGAAGAUCACGAAGCGAAAGUCUGGCCAGUGAUUGUCCUGCAGUAUUCAAACACUGGAACAGAAGAAGAUGUCAAACUUGAACCGCAUAGGAACAGCAAAAAACGUUGUCAACCAUAUUAUGCCACUGCUACAAGCACAAAACAACGUAUUGAGGAAAAGGCCAAAUCAUCACUAGGACCAUCGUCAAUCUUUGAUGAGCUGUAUGAAGAUGGUGGUGGGAUGAUGGAGAGCUCUUCUUUUGCUUCGUUGCCACGGGGUAUUAGCCAAGUAAAGUACGAGAGGACGAAAUUGAGACGACAGCAUUCAAAAGAUACUUUAGCGGAACUGAUAGAACUGUGUAAGCAGUCAAAUGGCAAAUUCCUCCAUUCGUUGCAAGUCAGCCCUGAUGUGAGACUGGUUCUUGUUACUAAGGCACAAAUUGCAGAUUUGGUGAAGUUCUGUUGCAAUCCCAAAAAUUUUUCAGUAUUUGGCAUUGAUGUUACGUGCAACAUUGGCGAUUUCUAUGUUACUACAACAACAUACAGACAUUUGAUGCUGCUGGACAAGGAAUCCUGUGCCCAUCCAAAUUUCCCAGGCCCAAUGAUGAUACAUACUAACGAGGAUGCGGCAGUGUUUCAUUACUUUAUGAGCACAUUAAAGGGAUUGAACAGGGAGAUUGAGAACAUACUUUUUGUUGGAUGUGAUCGUCAAAAGUCACUUGAAAAUGGCCUGUCGCCAGAACUACCAAUAGCUCGAUUCUUGGCAUGCAAAAAGCACAUGGAGGAUAACAUCAAACGUGAAAGAUGA
Molecule: messenger RNA, 5436 nt
Organism: Paramuricea clavata
Lineage: Eukaryota; Metazoa; Cnidaria; Anthozoa; Malacalcyonacea; Plexauridae
Source: the annotation of a GenBank genome assembly